Messenger RNA from Spea bombifrons (plains spadefoot toad), 1664 nucleotides. RefSeq names its product zinc finger protein 501-like. Bases 1 to 1227 code for a protein of 408 amino acids. The record is from RefSeq and is a predicted model, not a curated record. The transcript is spliced from 2 exons. NCBI's taxonomy places the organism in Eukaryota, Metazoa, Chordata, Amphibia, Anura, Pelobatidae.
AUGGAUUUCCAAGUGAAGAUGGAAGACAUUUUGCCUGAUCAUUCUAUCUUAGAAACAGAAGAAAACAGUAGUGAGGAUGAAAGUUCUCUUAACCCAUCAGAGUCUACCAACGAACAGGCACUCUCCUCUACAAAUUCACCUCAGGGGUUUACUUCAUCUGAGGAUUUAACUUCAAAGACAGAAGACAAUUCUGUAACCACUGAUGAUAAUAUUUGCAUUGAAAAUGGAACACAAAACGUAUUUGAAGGGGAUGGAAAAAGAACUGACAUUUGCAAGAAGAUUGUGGCUAAGUACAUGUGCAUGGUGUGCGGUAAAAUGUUUUAUCGUAAACCUGAUUUUACAGUGCAUCAGAGGACGCACACUGGUGAGAGGCCAUAUACUUGCACUAUAUGUAGCAAAAAAUUUACUCAGAGUUCUAGUCUGGCCCGCCAUCUCAGAGUUCAUUCUGAUGUAAAACCUUUCAUGUGUACUGAAUGUGGAAAAAGUUUCAGUCAGAACUCACAUCUUGUUACCCACCAGAGGAUUCAUACAGGCGAACGACCCUACAGCUGUAAUGAAUGUGGGAAAUGCUUUAGUGGAAGCUCAAAUCUUGUGAAACACAAGAAGGUCCAUGCAGGAGAGAAAUCAUGGCAUUGUCCUGGAUGUGGAAAAAGCUUUACCUGUAGCUCACAGCUUCGUACACAUCUUAGAGUCCAUACAAAUGAAAAACCCUAUUCGUGUGAGAUUUGUGGAAAAUGCUUUAGCAGCAGCUCAAAUUUGGUUACUCACCAGAGAGUCCACACUGGAGAGCGACCUUAUAGCUGUUCUGAAUGUGGGAAGAGAUUUACUCAGAGUUCGAGUCUUGUGGUGCACUGGCGUGUUCACACUGUAGAAAAACUUUUUACAUGUACCGAUUGUGGGAAAAGCUUUAGCCACAGCUCGCUUCUUAUCAAACACCAGAAAACCCACACAGAAGAAAGACCCUACUUAUGUAGUGAGUGUGGAAAAGGUUUUACUGGUAGCUCUGCUCUGGUUAGGCACCAGAAAGUCCAUACAGAAGAAAGACCUUACACUUGCAGUGAAUGCGGAAAAAGAUUUAAAGACAAGUCAAGUCUUGUGAGGCACACAAAAGUUCACAGUGAUGACAAGCCAUAUAAUUGUGCCACAUGUGGGGAAACAUUUAAUGAUGGUUCAAUUCUUUUAGAGCAUCUCAGGACCCAUGUUUCUGGAGAAACUGCAAUAAAUUAAAUUUUAGGGUUUAAUCCAUCAUGACAAAACUGUUUUUGUUUCUCUCUAUUAUAUUUAUUGACUUAAGAAUACAGUGUUUUUCACUUAAAACCAUUAGAGUAAAUGUUUCUCUGAAAGGAUCCCUUCAUGACAGUGCUGGCUUCUUAUUUCAAUAAACUCAGAGCAUGAAUUAUUUUAAUGGUUUUAAUGUUCUGUUGCCUGGCAUAUUUAGCUUUAUACAAAGAUUUAGCAUGCAAGCAUGCACUACAUUUACUGGGCCUUUGUAGCAAACAAAGCACUUCACGGUGGUUUACACUAUAUUUCAUGGGAGAUUCAGUUUUAUUUAGUGCACACCAUACCACUGUAUACAAGUAUUAAGUAACCUCUGCAUGUGGUGAUAAUACUUGUUUAUACAUUAGCUGUUAGUAUUAAAAUUAGUAUGUUUCAUUUCUGAGAAA